This is a messenger RNA of Carassius auratus (goldfish), 1018 nucleotides long. RefSeq lists its product as uncharacterized. The transcript has 6 exons. NCBI's taxonomy places the organism in Eukaryota, Metazoa, Chordata, Actinopteri, Cypriniformes, Cyprinidae. The record is from RefSeq and is a predicted model, not a curated record. The coding region runs from base 158 to 907 and encodes 249 amino acids.
UAUUGGGUCUGGAUAUGAUGCCCUGCUUGAAUCACUCAGAAAUAAGUUUAAGAAGGAAAGGCAGCCUCUUGUUGCCAACAAUGAAAUACAGCGACUGAAAGAGAGAUGGGCAAGAAGGAAGCGACCUCUUCAGACAGCGGAAGCUUAUCCAAGUACCAUGGUUGAUGCAGGAGAAGAUGAAAGAAGCAUCAGGGAACAUCUCCGAGUAAUAAAGGAGGAAACCGAGAAGCUUAGACCAAACUUGGAGCUUCUUAAAGAAAGGAUGGCGCUGAUAAAAAUCUACCGGAGACACUUUGUGUCUAACCACAGCACGGAGGAGAUUAUCUCUAAAUUUCCAUGUUUCAGACUGGCCAAAAUGCUCCUUUGGGAUCUGAGAGACCGUACCAACGUUGAUGUGGACCAACAGAUUCUCUCUCAGCUCUCGGUAAUGGCACCUAAAAUCCUUAAAGUUUCACGGAGUCCCCUGAUGGAGAAGUUCAGGUGUGUGGUUGAUGACUGUGAAGAUGGCAGACUGAAAAAAGGACUACAGUUGGAAGCAGCUAUUCUGCUCUUGCCUGCACUGUUUAAGGAGGACCCGGGGUUGCUGUUUGAAGUUGAGGGCCAUGCUCAGACCUGCCCUCCUGACACACCAACACCUAAAAUGGUGCUCAAAGGCUGCAGGGAGGGUAAUCCCAUGCAAUACGACCACAUUGUCGUCAUGUUGGAUGGCCAGUCCAUUACUGAGGAGAGUGAGGACAUCUCAAUGGCACUGGGCCUCAUCCUUUGCACAUAUUUUCUGUUUGGGAUCCAAUAUCCUAAAGGACUGAAAAAGACACUGACCUUCCUGGAGUGCAUUGUCUUAAAAAUGAAGGAUGCAGCCGGACUUCCCGUCACAAUUAAAAGAGUGUACAGCUCAAUCUGUGCAUAGAGUCUCUCUGUCUCUCUCUCAUAUUCCAUUUUCUAUUUUUUCAGCCAGUGUUGUUAGUUAAAAAGCACUGAUUAUAUUUGCAACUAAAAUAAAUGAAUUAAACUGUUAAAA